ACCACCCUCCUGUCCCUCCUGCUCUCACAUUUUUGCUGAGCUCACAGAUGAUGUUAAUUAAAGUCCAAAAGUACAGGUCUUAGUGUGGAUGUUGGGCCUCGAGCCAGAGAUCCUUCAGCCUGAAGGAUCCUUACGUGUCACAUGGUAAUACUUUGGUAGUCUGUUACCAACUUUGCAGGUCAUAAAAGCACUGUGAUUGUCAGUUUAAAUAUUAACUUACAGGACGAGAGUCAAAUUGACUUGGUGGCUGGAUGUUGCUUUAAGCUGGACGCUGCUUUCUCUGUCCCUCACUGCACUCUGAGGACACUCUGAUACCAAUAUGAGCAACUUUGGGCAGAUCCUGAAGGAGAUCGGGGAGUUUGGUUUAUUCCAGAAACGUGUAGUGGCUGCACUAUGCAUCCCCAGCAUUUUUGUAGCUUUUGAUGUGAUUGGUCAGGUUUUUACCGGCCUGAACUUCCCACAUCACUGUAAUACUGACUGGAUCUUGGACCGAGGUCCCAACCUGACAGACGACAUAAAAAGAAAUCUCACCAUCCCUGUGAACAAGGAUGGAAAGUAUGAAAGCUGUGAAAUGUUCACACCUGUGGAUUGGGAUUUGGAAACUAUUGUAGUGUAUGGAAUCAACACUACAACAGGAUGCAUAAAUGGAUCAGAUUUUGAGGCACCCAAAGGAGCCUCCAGCCUUGUUACAGAGUUUGACCUGGUGUGUGACAGGAGCAGUGUGAUUGAGGCAUCGCAGUCCAUCUACAUGGCCGGUCUUCUGGUUGGAGCAUUGGUGUUGGGGCAGAUGGCUGACAGGUUUGGUCGUCGCUUUGUGGUCCUGCUUUCACUCCUUCUCCUUCUGUUGUUUGGUGUCGGUGCUGCUUUCUCACCCAACAUCUAUGUUUAUAUCGUUCUCAAAUGUUUAGGUGGCAUCUCAAUUUCUGGCAUUAUUGCUAAUGCAUUUGUGAUAGGUGGAGAAUGGAGUGAUUCCUCCAAGUUUGCUCUCUGCACCAUUAUCUGCCACUCUUUUUUCCCUCUUGGACUGAUGAUAUUGUCUGGCAUCGCCUAUUUGAUCCGUAACUGGAGGAUCCUGCAGCUGGUCCUCUUCAGCCCUCUUGUCCUUGUCCUGGGAAUCUUUUACUGGAUUCUUCCAGAGUCAGGUCGCUGGCUCAUCACCCAGGGCAAGAAAAAGGAGGCCAUAAAGGAGAUCCGGAGGGCAGCUAAGGUGAAUAGGAGGAAGGUCCCGGAAGACCUGCUAGACAAGCUGGAAGCUGAAGGUACAUCUAAAAGAGGAAACAUGUUGGACAUCUUCAGGAUAUCAUAUCUGAGAAAACGUGCUCUUGUAAUGAGCUACAUAUGGUUUGGAACAAGUCUGAUGUACUAUGGACUGAGCCUGAAUGUUGGCAAUUUUGGUCUGGAUAUCUACCUCACACAGUUCAUCUUUGGAGUAGUAGAAAUUCCUGCACGUCUGGGCAGUUUGCCUCUCAUCCAGCACUUUGGGAGGAGAAUAUGUCAAGCAGGGGUGCUGUUUUUUGGAGGAGCUGCUUGUCUGGGGAUACUUGCCAUCCCAAAGAGUAAUGUGUUGCAUUAAUGAUAGGAAUUUGUUGUGAUCUGUCUGUCCAUCCUUACCUGAUUUUUGAACAAAAAGGACAAAUUGCAUUCUUAUAACAAGACUAGGACAAGGCCGAGUAUAUGGCUGGCCUGUGUUUGGCCAGUGUGUAAAACUGACCCUUCACUAAGCCCCUCCCCUUUGUUGUUGCUAGUCCAUCAAGCUGUUUGACUUACAUGUGUAAAUUGACCAAACCAGCCUGAGAAUGAUGGAAAUCCAAAAUGACUGCAUGUGAGUCUAUGGAGCACAGCUAUAUGGUCACUGGACCCUGCUCCAAUGUUUGUGGGGCAGGACUUAGUGAGGUGGCAAUGGAAGACAUGAAUGCAAAUGUGACACAUUUCUCCUACUCUUUAAAACAUGUUUUGCACUCAUUUAUAUAUGUCUGAAAUAUUUUUUUUUUCUGAAUUACUAUUUGUCCCUCAGAUCUUCCCUGUAGUGGUAACAGUCAUAGCUGUCCUAGGAAAAUUUGCAGCAACUGCCAGUUUCUCCAUAGUCUAUGUUUAUACUGCAGAACUAUACCCUACCACUUUAAGGUAAGGCAGAAUGGUGUAGGUCUGAACUCCAUGUGUGCUCGUGUGGCGGGUAUCCUCGCUCCACUGAUAAGGCUCCUGGAUGUCUACCAUCACACCAUCCCUAUGCUGAUAUAUGGAAUCAUCCCCAUUGUUGCUGGAUGUUUCUGUUUACUGCUGCCUGAAACACGUAAUGUCGAACUCCAGGACCACGCUGAACUCAUAAAACCUGAGACUGGGGCUGUUGAGGAGGGAUCCUGCACUAAAGAGACCAAAUCAGAAAAGAGCACAAAAAUGUAAUUUAUGUGGACAUAAUAGUUUUCACAGUCUUUUCAUAUCAGGAGGAGCAGUGUACAUGCUCUCAACUGAUACAGUGGUAACAGUGCUGUGUUAGUAUGCAGGUAGCUAAAAGGCAAAGCUUUAACUGAAUCAUGUUUAACUGUUAUUAGGUUUCAUGUUUUACUUUUUUGGUUUGAAUUUCUAUUUUUUGUAGUUCUUGUAGUACAAAAUUGGUUUUGCUGUUGCAGAUGUUAUGGACUUGUUCAAUAACUGAAAUUUGUAUAUAAAAUAAAAUUUUCAAUAAGUCCUCA
Molecule: messenger RNA, 2690 nt
Organism: Lates calcarifer (barramundi perch)
Lineage: Eukaryota; Metazoa; Chordata; Actinopteri; Centropomidae
Gene: slc22a13b
Product: solute carrier family 22 member 13b
Exons: 9
Coding region: 320-1573 (417 amino acids)
Biological process (GO): transmembrane transport
Cellular component (GO): membrane
Molecular function (GO): transmembrane transporter activity
Source: RefSeq, a predicted model, not a curated record